CAUUGUUACCAAUUCUUCCAACACCAAUCUGGUUCACAUAAUAUCUAUUCAUUAUGUAAUAAAAUACAUGUUGGCAUAAUUACCUUUAUUUUUUAGAAUAGGAAAAUCUGCUGAUUGAUUCUUCCUUGUAAUAGCACUAGCACUCAUCAAUCAUCAUUCCUUAGUUGUAUUCUUAAUGAAGCAAACAGUGAUAGGAAUGCUACUGCAUUUCCUUUUGGUCUUGUUUGGUGUCCUUGCUAUUUUGGUUCUCAUACAAGCUCAGGAUCAAUCAGGAUUCAUUAGCAUAGAUUGUGGUCUAUCUGAACUUUCAAGCUAUUCUGAAACGGACACAGGCAUAAAUUACAUUUCAGAUGCCAAAUUCAUAGAUUCAGGUGUAAGUAAGAGGAUACCUCCUACAGAGAUUAUUGUUAAACAACAACUAGAACAUGUGAGGAGUUUUCCUAGUGGAGUGAGAAAUUGUUACAGAAUAAAUGUAACAAGUGAUACUAAAUAUUUAAUCAGAGCGUCUUUCUAUUAUGGAAACUAUGAUGAUUUAAACGAGCCACCACAAUUUGAUCUUCAUUUUGGCGCUAAUGUUUGGGAUACAGUAAAGUUCACAAAUUUAUCACUCAUCGCAACCAGUGAGAUCAUUUACACUCCAUCACAAGAUUACAUACAACCAUGUCUUGUUAACACAGGCAACGGGACUCCAUUCAUUUCAUCUAUAGAAUUGAGGACUUUGAACAAUACUGCUUAUGUCACAAACUCAACUAAAACAGUAUUAUCAAACUUCCUUCGAUUUGAUAUAGGUUCCAUCACAAACAUUGAAUACAGGUACAAAGAUGAUGUUUUUGAUCGCGUCUGGUUUCCUUAUGAAGUUGAUUGGGCACGAUUAAACACCUCACUUAAUAAUAAUGAUCUAGUUCAGAAUGAUUAUGAACCACCGAGAAUAGUUAUGAGCACUGCGGCUACACCAGUAAAUGCCAGUGCACCAAUGCAAUUUCAUUGGAGUGUAGAUAAUGAAAAUGACCAAUACUAUGCAUAUUUUCACUUUAAUGAGGUUGAGAAGCUGGCAGAAAAUGAAACUAGAUCAUUCAAUAUCACAGUGAAUGGAGACUUUUUGUUCGGACCUGAGAUACCUGUACAUCAGGCAGUUCAUACCAUAGUUAGUACAAAACCUUUGACUGGAGCCGCAAGGUAUCUAUUUUCCCUUUUAAAGACGGAAAAUUCAACCCUUCCACCAAUCCUCAAUGCCUAUGAGGUUUAUAAAGUAAUGGACUUCCCACAAUCAGAAACUGAACAAGAUGAUGUUGAUACUAUUACAAACAUUAAGAAGGCCUAUGGAGUGGCUAGAAAUUGGCAAGGAGAUCCAUGUGGUCCUGUGAAUUAUAUGUGGGAAGGCCUAAAUUGUAGUAUUGAUGAUGCCAAUAACCCCCCAAGAAUCACAUCUUUGAAUUUGUCUUCAAGUGGAUUGACAGGGGAGAUAGCAUCUUUCAUAUCAAAGCUCGCUAUGUUAGAGUACUUGGAUUUAUCAAACAAUAGCUUAAACGGUCCUAUACCUGAUUUUCUGAUUCAACUGCGGUCACUAAAAGUCUUAAACGUGGGGAAAAACAAUCUUACUGGGUUAGUUCCAAGUGGACUCCUUGAGAGAUCAAAAACAGGUUCACUAUCACUGAGUGUGGAUGAUGAUAACCUUGGUCUUUGUACGAUGAAUUGCAAAAAGAAGAACAUUGCUGUACCACUUGUUGCAUCAUUUUCAGCAUUAGUUGUAAUCGUCUUGAUUUCUCUUGGACUUUGGAUAUUGAGAAGACAGAAAGUUGUAGUUACGUCUUCAAACUCUAAGGAAAGGGGUUCAAUGAAAUCCAAACAUCAGAGAUUCAGUUAUACUGAAAUUCUCAACAUUACUGAUAACUUCAAAACUACUAUUGGAGAAGGAGGAUUUGGAAAAGUUUACUUUGGCAUUCUACAAGAUCAAACUCAAGUUGCUGUUAAGAGGCUUUCACCAUCAUCAAUGCAAGGUUAUAAGGAAUUUCAAUCAGAGGCACAACUUCUAAUGAUUGUUCAUCAUAGAAAUUUGGUAUCUCUCAUUGGAUAUUGUGAUGAAGGUGAAAUCAAAGCAUUGAUUUAUGAAUAUAUGGCCAAUGGAAAUCUCCAACAACACUUAUUUGUGGAAAACUCAACUAUCUUAAAUUGGAAUGAGAGGCUUAAGAUUGCAGUUGAUGCAGCACAUGGUAAUGUAUUGUUUAUGGAAACAUAUUUCUUGCAUUUUGCAGCCUUAUAUUGCCCUUUGUGUGAAUUUUCAGGAUUGGAUUAUCUGCAUAAUGGAUGUAAACCACCUAUUAUGCAUAGAGAUUUGAAGCCUUCUAACAUACUACUAGAUGAGAACUUGCAUGCAAAGAUUGCUGAUUUUGGUCUAAGUAGAGCUUUUGGUAACGACGAUGACUCUCAUGUAUCCACACGCCCUGCUGGUACAAUUGGUUACGCUGAUCCAGAAUAUCAGAGAACAGGAAACACAAAUAAGAAAAAUGAUAUCUACAGCUUUGGGAUAAUUCUAUUUGAGUUGAUCACUGGAAAGAAAGCAAUGGUGAGAGCAUCUGGAGAAAACAUUCACAUACUUCAAUGGGUUAUUUCCUUAGUUAAAGGAGGAGAUAUUCGAAACAUUGUUGAUACGAGAUUGCAGGGUGAAUUCAGCAUCAGUUCUGCAUGGAAAGUUGUUGAGAUAGCUAUGUCAUGCGUUUCACAAACUACAGCUGAAAGGCCAGGCAUUAGCCAAAUAUCCACAGAGCUAAAGGAGUGUCUAUCUUUGGACAUGGUUCAGAGAAAUAAUGGAAGCACGAGUGCUAGAGAUGAAUUGGUUUCUGUAGCUACUGUAUCAGUAUCCACUUUUUUAGCUAGAUAACCACCGUCUAUAAUGAUAUUUUUGUCCUAUAUAUAUAUAUAUUCAGUGUUACUCCAAAUGUUUAGCUAAAACAUAAUACGUACGAGUGAAUUCUAAAGACAUUAGAAAUUGGACCUUGUAGGCAACCUCUCUGGUGUGAGGAAAAAUUUGGAGAGUUAAAAAAAAUACUAAGGAGACAGUUUAAGAUUUAUUGUCUGCGCAAUAAUAUACUUUCACAAGUACCAAAUACAUUCUUCCCUAGACUUUGUUA
Molecule: messenger RNA, 3128 nt
Organism: Medicago truncatula (barrel medic)
Lineage: Eukaryota; Viridiplantae; Streptophyta; Magnoliopsida; Fabales; Fabaceae
Product: probable LRR receptor-like serine/threonine-protein kinase At1g05700
Exons: 12
Coding region: 176-2878 (900 amino acids)
Biological process (GO): protein phosphorylation
Molecular function (GO): protein kinase activity; ATP binding; protein binding
Source: RefSeq, a predicted model, not a curated record